AUGAAAUACUUGAAAUGGCCCUCGUUUGGAUGAACAUGCAUGUCCCUCCUCGAUGCACCUCAUCAUCUGCUCCUCUCCGCGCGUGCCUCCCACCCUCCUCUCUCUCUCUCCCUCCUCGUCCUUUUUAAGCCCUCCGUCGCAUUUUGCUGACCAUCUCAACUUUCCGCUCACCACUCUACCCUCUGCCAUAGAUUCGACCUCCUUCCUUCCCCUUCCUUUCCAUCUCUAACGUAUUUUUCCAUUUCUGCACACCUUCCCACUUUCCUCGCUCCUGAUCAUAUCUCCACUGCUUUGAUUGGCCCACUUUUGUUUGCUGAAUUCCAGGCCACUCCCCAUGAACUCUGCGCACCUGUUUUCCCUCCUCACGCUGUUCAAACCACCUCAUCAAUUUAGCCUCUUCUGCAUACCCUAUCCCUGAAUUUUCCUCUCCCUUCGCCUCACUAUGUCCUCUGGCCCCUCCCUCCACAAUCGCAACGAGAUCAGGAAGCGAGCUCGUUCCUCUUCCUCCUCCUCUUCUUUGGUCCCACGCAAAUACCGAUUCAAGCGAGCCUUUUUGGUUGCCAAGAAAGGAGGUUCCAAUACCCCCGUACCCAUGUGGAAGACUCGCACGGCGUCCUCCCCUUCUACCGCCCCCCAUCACCUUGCUAAAUUCCCCAGCCCCUUGCCUCCUCCUUCUGGCUUCACUAGCGAAGAUAACGACGUCUCUGUCUCAGCGAGGAAGCUCGCUGCUGCAUUGUGGGAAAUCAACGAUGUAUCUUCAUCGAAGAUCGACAGGGAUCUGAAGACUGAACAAGUGAGGAGACGCAAGGGGGCGAGAAGCAGAGAGAAAGUCACGAGCUUAUCGAGAUCGGACUUCUUGCGGUCUCAUGUGUCAGAUCCAUUGGACAGUCCUAAGUCAGAGCAGAUGAACGGGAUUCAAGGUGAAAAAUUGAAAAAAAGAGUGUCUAAUAAACUCCGGCUGGGGGAUCACGACUCCGGAGGGUUCGAUUUUCUUAGCAGUCCUGGUUUCAUGGAGGCAGCGAAUCAGCAAAGAAACAAGACUUGUGGAAAAUGCACAGCAGGAGUGAAGAACCGUUUGAAGGAGGCCAGAAGUGGCCUAUCUACAUCUAAGAAGCUUCUGAAGGUUUUAAAUCAAAUGUGCCUUCAAGAGCAGCAUUCGUCAAGCAUACCCGUCAUUCUGGCCCUGGGAAGUGAACUUGAUCGGGCUUGCAACCAGAUUGACCACUUCAUUCAAGAACAGAGCUCAAAUCAGAAUGAUACUGAGUUCCUCAUGAAGCGUUUUGCAGAAGAAAAGGCUGCUUGGAAAAGAAGAGAACGUGAAAAGGUUAGAGAUGCGAUAACACACAUUGCAGAGGAGCUUGAGGUGGAGAAGAAGCUAAGAAGGCAAACUGAAAGGUUGAACAAAAAGAUUGCCAAAGAAAUGGCUAAUGCAAAAGCUUCACACUUAAAAGCAUCGAAAGAGCUAGAAAGGGAGAAACGGGCAAAGGAGAUUCUGGAGCAAAUUUGUGAUGAACUAGCUAAAGGUAUCGAAGAAGACAGAGCACAGGUCGAAGAACUGAAAAGGGAGUCAGCUAAAGUUCGGGAAGAAGUGGAAAAGGAGAGGGAAAUGUUUCAGUUGGCUGAUGAUUUGCGCGAGAAGAGAGUUCAAAUGAAACUUUCAGAGGCUAAAUAUCAAUUUGAGGAGAAAAAUGCUGUCCUCGAAAAGUUGAGAAAUGAGCUUGAGGCCUUUUGGAGUACUAAGGUUGACGAAGGAAAAGGUGAUAUUUCUCCAGAGUUCAAACAAAUAAAGGAACUUGAAUCUGAUUUGAACAAAACCUGUUGGGGAUAUCAAGCUGCUUGGAAAGAGGACGAUUUGAAUGUUGGGAAUGGAGUGGAGCACGAAGGAGAUGACUCUGCUGACAGCGAUCUCCAUUCCAUUGAAUUAAACAUGGACAAUGACAAUAGAAGCUACAAAUGGAGUUAUACUUAUGAAAAUGAUGCUCAAGACGAUUCAGGAAGAGUUUCAAUGGACAAAGAAAGUAUAGGGAGGAAAUCUUUCUCCGAGAAAAUUCAGUGGACAAGUAUUUGUUUCAACAAGGGAAAUGGCGGUUCUACUAAGAGGGAUUUCGGUAUAGAAAUCAAGGAAAUUUCUGAUGAGCUUGAUCAGGAAAUAUCCAGUGGGUUGCCUUCACGAGCUCAUCCCCGAGACGACAAGGAUAAAAUUGAGAGCUACAGGUCUAUCAUGGGUUUCCGAGACAGCACAUCAUGUGCUAAUCCUGAUCAGAGAUGUGGCCAACCACUCUUUCUGCAGGAUACAGUUGGCGAAUCUGAGGAUAAUUCUGUCGUCGUAGAGAGAGGAGAUUUGAUUCAAGAAGCUGCGGGAAGAAAGUUCGGACGGUAAGAGAUGACAGUUAGCACAAUACCUAGCUCUCACUAUUGUUGUUCCAAAUUGUUAACUCGUGCUGUUGAAUAUGUUUAAGGGUCACAAUCACUGGCGCAAUAGUUUGCAUCAAGAAAAUGUAUAUAGUAAUUAAAUUAAAUAAAUAGAAUAGCAUACAACAGUUUUGCUUCUGGUUAAUCGUUUCUCGUUUAAAGAUUCUGCAAGGAGAAGAGCAACUUUUGUGAAUCCAGGGUAGCGAGACUUGAGGGUAAAAGUGGCAUGGACAGGAUUUUUUAUGGUUUGAGAAGAAAAUAAUGGAGAGUUGUUGGGUGCCAGAGCUGAAAAUAAGAGCAACUAUAGUACUGCUAAACGAGAUUCCGGCUGUAUGGCUGAGAUUUAAAUGAAAGAGUCAGUAGUUUCUGGCCGCGACA
Messenger RNA from Prosopis cineraria, 2790 nucleotides. RefSeq lists its product as uncharacterized. NCBI's taxonomy places the organism in Eukaryota, Viridiplantae, Streptophyta, Magnoliopsida, Fabales, Fabaceae. The transcript is spliced from 3 exons. The record is from RefSeq and is a predicted model, not a curated record. The coding region runs from base 443 to 2380 and encodes 645 amino acids.